CAGGUACGUUUUAUCUGUCAAAGUCAGUUUUAAUUUUCGAAGGACAUGUUUACGUUGAGUUUGAGUUGUAUUUAUUGUUUGCUCCCAAUUUUGUAAUCAAUUUCAAUGGACGAAUUAAAAGGACCUACUAUCCAAAUAGUACUUCAUGUGAAAGAAGGUCUUGGAUUUGGUUUCUUGAGGGUUCCUUUUAUUGUAAGUGGAUCUUUAAAUGGAUAUAUGCUAGAGACGGACCCGGUUGUGCCCAGCCAUGCACCAAGUUUCGACGCUGAACUUGUCUGGGAGGCCGAUAAACGAAGAUUUCGUAGCCUACGAGUCCAGAAUGUCCCCAUCAAAGUGGAAGUGUUCACAAUGGGAACUCAGGGCCGAAAGGAUAAAGUGGGUUACCUGCUGCUCAGUCUCCUUGGAGCGCAGCCCUGUCCUGCUAGCAAGAUUGUUGAUGUGCGGCACUCAUGGCACCGGCUGCUAGGAGUGAAGUCGGAGGGGAAGUGCUGCCACCCGCAGCUUAUGCUCAGCCUCUCUGUUGAAGACCGUGCCAACACAAUCACGCCUAGGAACGAACUCCGUAUGUUCCAUAGCAACGAUGUGGCUUACCCGACUCCUUACAACACGGUCAACCCCACUGCUGGACUGUUGCUGACACUUAAUGAAUACAUAGCAGAAAGCAAGAAGACAGUGUCGAGCCCCGACCUGCAGCCGCACCUGCUGUGCGACGAGGGGCUCAUACAGAUUGGCGACGGAAAGCAUCUGUUCCUGCUGAGUUUCGUCAUCGGCGCUGUCGAAAACAUUGACAUGCUUAUACCUGACUAUGCGUCCAGAAAAGAUGCCACUGACUGUUAUGUUUCAUACACAGUCUUCACGCAUACCAUUACAACUGACAGAGUGAGUGUGACAGUGACGGGGUCAGGCGCGGCGGCGCUGUUCAACCAGCGCACGUCGCUACGUUUACGAUCAGACCUGGCCACGCUUGGGCGCUACUUCGCCGAGUGCCCGAGUCUCGUCACCACCGUGCGCGCCACAGACCGGGACGUCGGUAUCUGCAGCAUGGAUCUCCGCAAGCUAGUCCCGACAGACAACAUCGAACACUUCCUCACCAACUUCUGCAACGAGCCCCAAGCGUUAUCCAUACACGAACGCUGCUUCAUACUGCGCACAGACGGACAGCGAGACGGGGACCGGAAACCAUAUGUCGAUGUCGAUAUGAGCCUUAAGUACGUCGGGGUACAGACUGAACCUGCGAAACCACUGGUACUCUCGGCGCGUAGUGCGACUCAACUGGAAAUUCGAACGCAGAGGGAGGUGCUGCGAACAGAAAGCAAUCUAAACAUCAAAAGCAGCGGCAGUUGUACCAACUUGGAGGAUGUGGGCGGCGUAGCGUACACUAACAACACGGCGAGGAACACGUCCAGGUACAAAGACGCAUCAGGCGCCGCCAUUCUUCAAACCAACGAGAUAACAGAGCUAAUACGAAAGAUGUGCGAUUCCUUCGCGCUCAGCCAAGAGAAACUACUGGCGGCUCGAGAGAAACCACUUACUAGCGACAUGCAAGUGCAGUGCGAGACGGAGAUAGACAAGGGAAACAAGGACAGUAUGCGGGAAGAGAGCGUGGGCGACAAGGAGAGCAUGAGUAAGAGUGACACCUGCAUACGGAACGAUAAAGACAUGGUAAAGAGGGUGAUACCGUACGAGGAGCGGGACAGCAUCAUGCAGAAGUUUGUGGACGAGCUCGAAGACUGGAAAGAGAAACAGCAGGAAUUGUAUAAGUUACAGCUGCAACGCAAAGAAGAAUACCACCUCGAUCUGCUUUCCCGCGAGUGGACCAAGAAGCGGACCGAGCUCGAGACCAAACUGAGCCGCGGCAUCGAGCAGUGCCGCCAUCUAGCGGCGGACCUGGCGCGCGCCACCGACGACUUCCGGCUGCGCGGCUACCGGAACACGGAGAGGGAGAAAAAGCUUCUAGACGCGAAGAAUGCUCUGGAGACGCACUACACGGCGAAGUACCAGGAGCUCAGAGAGGCCUCGCAGAAGAUGGAAGACGACAUGAACCACCGGCUCAAGCUCAAGGACAUGCGCAUCGAGGAGCUGGAGGCGAGGGUCCAGCAGGUGGAGCGACAGCUGGAGACGAUGAAGAUUAAUGCCAAGAAUAUAGAAAAGGAGUCUGAGAGCAAGUAUUCCGGAUUGACUAAAGACCAAACGGCCAGCCUUAUACAGGAAUUGCGUUGCCUGGAAGAGAAGUUAGAUAGCGCCGUGCAGUCCAAGGCGUUCUUCAAGGAGCAGUGGGGCCGCGCCGUGCGGGAACUGCACUUGAACAAGCUUCAUACAAGAAGGCAGAUGCUCACGCAGCUGAGGCAGGACAGGAGACAGCUCGGGGAGAUGGGACUGGACACAAUUCAUGACCAAGACGAGAAGGCCGAGCAGGUGGACAUGAAACGCCUAAAAGACGACUUUUACGUCGACAUACUCACCAACAUGCCCGUUAUCGAGUCCAAUUCUCACAUAACUACGACGGGACCAGAGUUGGAUAUGUUUGACGAAAUGAAAAGCGCGCCAAAGAACCCCACAAACGAGAGACUGUCGGAGUUGAUCGCAGAGCGCGACCGGCUCGUCGAGCGUGACUGUCCGGACGAGGAGCGCCUGCAGCAUCUCAACCAGGAGAUCAGAUCUAUCCUGCUCAACUGCGGAUCUUGCUAGCGUUCA
Cydia amplana is the source of this 2694-nucleotide messenger RNA. RefSeq names its product centrosomal protein of 120 kDa-like. The transcript has 20 exons. Gene Ontology annotation, cellular component: centriole; centrosome. NCBI's taxonomy places the organism in Eukaryota, Metazoa, Arthropoda, Insecta, Lepidoptera, Tortricidae. Gene Ontology annotation, biological process: interkinetic nuclear migration; positive regulation of centriole elongation; centrosome cycle. Bases 106 to 2688 code for a protein of 860 amino acids. The record is from RefSeq and is a predicted model, not a curated record.